This is a messenger RNA of Larimichthys crocea (large yellow croaker), 3398 nucleotides long. RefSeq names its product homeobox protein otx5. The coding region runs from base 640 to 1530 and encodes 296 amino acids. Gene Ontology annotation, biological process: regulation of transcription by RNA polymerase II; multicellular organism development. Lineage: Eukaryota; Metazoa; Chordata; Actinopteri; Sciaenidae. The transcript is spliced from 3 exons. The record is from RefSeq and is a predicted model, not a curated record. Gene Ontology annotation, cellular component: nucleus. Gene Ontology annotation, molecular function: DNA-binding transcription factor activity, RNA polymerase II-specific; RNA polymerase II cis-regulatory region sequence-specific DNA binding.
CACUCUGCAGAUCCAGCAGAUCCUCUCCUCAGGGACCAGGUACCGUCAAGGACCCCUGCUGCGCUUUUUCAGCACCCAUCAGACCGCAGACGGCCGAAUUGUUGCGGAACUUCUGCUUUUGGUACCUUUUUUGUUCACCUGGCGACGUCGGUGCGCAGCGCAAUUACGCACGACCUAGAUCUGCAAACUGCAUCAUAGAACUUGUCUUGUUUAGUUAGCCUUCAUCUUUUUUUUAAAGUCCUGUCUUAAUUCAUAGUCUUGAAUUGAUUUGACUUGAAGCACAGAAUAUACACCCGCUCCCUGAAUCUGCGGAUCUGUGUUUUUACGCGUCAGGUUAACAGGUGUGCAAACGCACACCACCUUUUCUUGUCCAGUUAGAACCGCGGGUGACUGGUUUCUAAGUCAGAGCAGCACAGCAAAGUGGAGGACAAGACCAGCAAGGAAAAAUCAAAAACAACAACUAAGUGACAAACAACCCAGGAUAAAAGAAAAACAGAGAGGGAGGGAGUGACAGAAAAAAACGAGAGAGAGAGAGAGAGAGAGAGACCCCCUAGAGACUAUAGGAGACUCGGCCCCCGGCCUGAGAGAAGGAGAGAGAGAGUGAGGGAGUGAGGGAGUGUUUUAAAGCCAGCAGGAGGCAUGAUGUCCUACAUUAAGCAACCCCAUUACGCCGUGAACGGGUUAACGCUGUCCGGCCCGGGCAUGGAUCUGCUCCACUCCGCCGCCGUUGGAUACCCCAGCACCCCGCGUAAACAGCGUCGGGAGCGCACCACCUUCACACGCGCACAGCUGGACAUCCUCGAGGCUCUGUUUGCCAAAACCCGCUACCCAGACAUCUUCAUGAGGGAGGAGGUGGCCCUCAAGAUCAACCUGCCCGAGUCCAGAGUCCAGGUCUGGUUCAAGAACCGUCGUGCCAAGUGCCGCCAGCAACAGCAGCAGAGCACAGGCCAGUCCAAACCCCGGCCUCCUAAAAAGAAGGCAUCCCCUGCUCGGGAGACCAACACUGAAGCCAGUGCCAACCCCACCAAUGGACCCUACAGCCCUCCACCCCCUCCUCCAGGCACAGCCAUCACACCCAGUUCCAGCUCUGCUAGCGCCACUGUGUCCAUCUGGAGCCCGGCCUCCAUCUCCCCGCUGCCAGACCCCUUGUCUGCCUCCACCACCCCCUGCAUGCAGCGCACCACAGCAUACCCCAUGACCUACACCCAGGCCCCAGCCUACAGCCAGAGCUACGCAAGCUCCUCCUCCUACUUCACUGGCCUGGACUGUAGCUCCUACCUGUCCCCCAUGCACCCGCAGCUGUCAGGCACCGGAGGCGCCCUGAGCCCCAUCACAGCCUCGUCGAUGGGUGGGCCCCUCAGCCAGUCCCCCGCCUCGCUCUCUUCCCAGGGCUACACGGCCGCUUCGUUGGGCUUUGGAGCAGUCGACUGUCUAGACUACAAGGACCAAGCUGCCUGGAAGCUCAAUUUCAAUGCCACUGACUGUCUGGACUACAAAGACCAGAACUCCUGGAAGUUCCAGGUCUUGUAAAAUAACAAGUAGUGGGAGGUGGGGAGGGAAGGGGACAAGGGAGGAAGUGAGAAAUCAAAGUAGGGUGAAUAAUCCAAGAUUACUUUUGGUGUAUUUUAGAUGGAGGAAGAGACCUUGGGACACAGAAAUCAUAAAUUAAUCAUAUCAGUUGAAGAACUAAUCAGUUGGGGGGAAAAAACAAACAAUACAUGUGGAAGCAAAUUGAUAUGUUGAUGCUUGGCUUGGUGAUUGUAACAAAGAGAUAGUGUUUCUUCUAAGUUAAGCGACAUAGAAAUCAGCCUUGAAAUCAAGGAAUGGCUGCAGUGUAAGAGCAAUAUCUGUACAAUAAAAUCAAAAAAGAACAACAGCUUUAAUUCUCCAGCUCAGUGGAUUAGAGGAAAUGAUUGUGAUUGAAACACAGUAUGAAUAUGUUACUGAUAAGACAAGAGAACUGAAGGUGCGUAAGCAAAGAAAACCACCUUUGAUUGAGGACUUAGUUUUGGUUUUUAAGAUAUAUUGUCUCUGAUUUGUUUGAUAGAGCUUCAUUCAGAAAUGACUGGCCUUGACUUAGACUCACAUUUGAAGCAGAGCUUCUGUUUUUUGUUUUUUUUGCCACAGCACAACAGUUCAGUGAUCUACAAGUUUACUGCAUAGACAGCCUUGAAAUCGACGUGUUGAAGCACAGGCGAGAGCCCAAGCUCGUGUUCAUUUUUUCCUCCUAGACCUCGUCUUGUAUUUUCCUGCUUUUCAUCAAAGAGCUGACUCAAAAAAAAACCUUGAGCCAAACAACCCAACUAACCCAAACCGACAUGUUAGGUGUCUUAACAUGGGUGCCCAACGAUGGCUAGACAGAAGCUGAUGAUUCCCAGUAGCCUUGUAUGAUACUAACCCUCUGCAGCCUGUGCGUGAUACAAGUGGAGGGGGUAGAGUUUGGUCACUGAGGUGACUGCAGUACAAACCUGUUGCCUUUGAGCUUGGUUGAAAUCAUUAGGGGAAUGGCUCAUACAUUGUUAGUUUAAUAGGAUCACCUCCAGACAAUUUGGGCAACAAUGGUCUCAUUGUGACUUGCGGCAGCCAAGUACUUUUUCUCCACCACCCCCACUCCAUCUCACCAGCGUUUGCAUGAGGUUUAGCGGAUUGUUGAAGCGAUUCUCGAAUCUAUGAAUGACUUUAUUAUAAACAUUUUAGCUGAUAAUCUGCUCCGGCGAAGUCAUUUGACGGGAGAGAAGCCUGCACCAGAGAAAGGGAAGGGACUGGGCCGCCAUGCAGCCCUCCCCCUUUGCACAGAGAGUUCGGUGCCUCUCUCAUCUCCAACCUGUAAAGAUGUGAUGGGUACCACUUUAUAUGUUUGAUGUUUCUUUUGAUUUUUUUUUUGUAUUAGAAUUAAACAAUUUUAUGUUUCUUUAAAAAAAAAAAAUUGUGAAUUCGUUGAAGUAAAAUUGUGGUAAUUUGUUUUGAAGUUAUUAUCAGUAUAUUAUUACUAUCAUUAUGUCUUCAGCUGACAUGGAUGUUGCUUUUUUUGUCGUUCUUAUGUAAAUAUUAAAACUUGAAAAUGCAAUCAUGUCUGCUAUCAGCAAUGAGUUGUUACGCAGGCGCUCCACCCAACAGAAUCUUUCACUUUCUUAAUUUCUAGAAAACUGCCAACUUUUUAUUUUUUCUGUUUAUAUUUUUCUGGCUUCUGCUUCUUCUUCUUCUUUUUUCAAACUCAGGGGUUUCUCCAGUAAAAGUAGCAGUAAUAGGACACAAUGCUGUUUAUGCUUCUUAAUCAUUUACUGAACUUUUAUGUUUUGCAUUACUAUAAUCUUCUCUGCUUAUUUUUCUGACAUGGAUUAUUUUGUAUAUUUCAUUUGUCUUCUGUGUUCAACCAGUCUCACCACUACCAUGCUAGA